AUGACGCACCAAAUAUCGUUUUUCUAUGUAUGCUUUGCACUUGUUACACCCCUUGUAUUUUCAUUUUCAACAUCAAAUAUCAACAACAACGAAAUUGAACUACAACCAUCAUCGCAUGCUCGACCAUCAUCAUUGUUCCAUGAUGAAAAUGAAUCAUUAAUUUCAUCUAUUUAUAAUGCAUUACAAUAUCCUAUUUUGGAUGAUCAAGAAGAAUAUGCUAACAUGGUUUCUUAUCCGCAUACAAGAAAAUUACAUCAUACACAACCCGUUGUACAUCUUCAAAAGAAAGCAGCCGAUUUUGAGCGUAUCAUUAAACCAUGUAAUCAAAUGCCAUUAACAAAUCGUGUUAGUGAAUAUCAGGAUUGUGUUCGAUCACGAAUGAUGUUGCUUGGUAAACGAAAACGCCGAAAUUUGUCACGAUAA
This is a messenger RNA of Didymodactylos carnosus, 423 nucleotides long. The record is from the annotation of a GenBank genome assembly. Lineage: Eukaryota; Metazoa; Rotifera; Eurotatoria; Philodinida; Philodinidae.